This is a messenger RNA of Rotaria sp. Silwood1, 477 nucleotides long. The record is from the annotation of a GenBank genome assembly. NCBI's taxonomy places the organism in Eukaryota, Metazoa, Rotifera, Eurotatoria, Philodinida, Philodinidae.
AUGGAAUUGAAUUUGCCACCUGAUGAGACCCUUAAGCAAGGUCGAAACCAGUCGUGGCUUCUUCAUCAGACUGUUGAAUGUGAAUGUGUACCUAAACCAAAAUUAACUUGUCAAAAACCUCGUAUUGAUACAAUAGGUUCAAUAAGUACAUUAACUAUUAAUAAAGUUGAUAUGCCUGAUAUUGAUGUUUAUAAAGUUGUAGCUAAUAAUGAGAAAGAAAGAAUUGAAACACAAGCAAAUGUCGAUGUUUGUGUUAAACCAAAAGUAGAAGGUAAACCUGCUGAUGUAUUAUGUUUAUUAAGUGAACCAGUAAAAAUAAAUGUGAAAUUUUCUGCUAUACCAAAACCGACGAUUACAUGGCAUACGUAUAAAGCCGAUGGUACAGAAAUCAAACUUGAUGCUCGUAUUCAAAUUAUUAAUGAUAAUAAUAGACAAUCAAUAUUAAUUAUUAAUGAUAUAAUAGCACAAGAUUCUUAA